Molecule: messenger RNA, 4277 nt
Organism: Notodromas monacha
Lineage: Eukaryota; Metazoa; Arthropoda; Ostracoda; Podocopida; Cyprididae
Source: the annotation of a GenBank genome assembly
AUGGCAGAUUGGACAGCGCAUGCCGAAGUGUCCGACGUGAAACGAAAGAAGAAGAAAUCAUCGCAAGAUGUUUCUGGUGAACAUGUUUUGAAACCGUCUAAUGUCACCGGUAGUGUCCGCGGAAGCAAAUGGCCAAUUCUAUUGAAGAAUAUGGACAAAAUGAAUGUUAGAACCAAUCAUUUCACCCCACUCGUGGAAGGUUGUUCUCCGUGGGAUCGUGCAAUAUCUGAAUAUGUUCAAACAGGGUUCAUCAACUUGGACAAACCGUCGAAUCCAAGUUCGCACGAAGUCGUGGCGUGGAUUAAGCGAAUUCUGAAAGUUGAAAAAACCGGGCAUUCUGGAACUUUGGAUCCUAAGGUGACGGGAUGUUUGAUCGUUUGCAUUGACAAAGCGACCAAGUUGGUAAAAUCUCAACAAGGAUUGGGCAAAGAAUACAUCUGCGUGUUCAAACUCCAUGGGCAUGCAAGUGAGAAAGACGUCCUCAGGACUUUGGAAAAGCUGGAAGGGGCCCAGUAUCAAAGACCACCAGUUGUUUCCGCUGUCAAGCGUCAACUUCGAGUUCGUACAAUUUACGAGAAUAGACUCCUUGAGUACGACGCAAAACGAAAUGUUGGCAUAUUUCGUGUGAAGUGCGAAGCCGGCACGUACGUCCGAACAAUCUGUGUAUGUUUGGGUCUCAUGCUUGGGGUUGGUGGUCAAAUGCAGGAGCUUCGUCGUUCGAAGUCUGGUGUGCAGACGGAAGAGGAAGAUAUGGUUACCAUGCACGAACUCAAAGAUGCACAGUGGUUGUACGAGAAUCACGGAAUCGAAUCUGAGCUUCGUCGCUGCAUUCGUCCUCUUGAAGCUCUUCUGACGCAAUACAAGCGCAUCAUUGUGAAAGAUUCUGCAGUGAACGCCAUUUGUUACGGUGCGAAGUUGUUACUUCCGGGAGUUCUCAGGUACGAUGACGGAAUUGAGAUGAACUCCAUAAUUGUUAUCGUCACGACCAAAGGCGAAGCUAUCGCACUUGGAAUCGCUGUUAUGACGACCAGCACAAUGUCAACUUGUGAUCACGGGGUUGUUGCCAAGAUGAAGCGCGUCAUCAUGGAUCGUGACAAGUACCCGCGCAAAUGGAAGCUUGGACCGGUUGCGCGUAAGAAGUUGGCGAUGAUAAAAGAUGGGCUGUUGGACAAAUACGGCAAAGCUAACGAAAAAACUCCUGCAUCUUGGGCUAAAGAUUACUCGGAAACUUUGAAGCAAGAAGCUGCUGAAGAUGAUGCUCCAGUUGCAAAGCGCAAGUUGCCGGGGAGCCCUUCGGCUGCGAUUCAGGGUUCGAAGAAAAAAGCGAAGCCCUCGGUCGAUGAGAGCUUCGUCAAAGAAGAAGCUGUCAAAGAUGAACCUGUUGAAACUCCGCCGAAAUCCGAGAAGAAGAAAAAAAAGAAGUCUCAGGUGCCUCAGGUAGAAGAAGAAGACGUUGCCGAAGAACAGGAUCUGCAACAUUUGACGAACAUCAUACAUGGUAUCUUCUCUUCAUCAAAUUAUGACAGUGGUCGCAGAAUGGAUGUUAGUGAAGAUGAAGAGAUUCUUCGUGAUUUCCGCCCUCCUUCCUCGCGUGGAAGCUCGGUUUCGUCUUCCGUACGCGAAAAGACACACGCGAUGAGGACUAGGUCAGACGGUGCUGCGGAAUCCAGUAACGGAAUCGGAACGCCAAGUGGAUCGCGCUUAUCGAAGUAUAGGGUUUCGAAACGUGAAUCGACCAUGGAAAUUCGAACCAUCGAUGAGCAGCUGGAAUACGGUUCCGAUGACAAUGCGUCCGAUAAUUCCGUGGUCUGUUUGACGGGAAGGAGCAGUUCCAUAUUUUCGAGGGUGCGUAACGUGAUGUCUCGGGGGAGGAGAACCGAAGCGCCCAGGGAAGCAAUUGUUACUGCAAGAACCUUGGAUUUGGUGAAUGCUGUGCCGAAAUCAAACGGUAGCCGCGUGUCCACCAACAGUGCUCGAGAUGAUACGGAAAAUAGCUUUUCGCGGACGAGUUCGUCCAGAACUUCCGCGAAUUCGGAAAAUGAUGUGCUGAAUAUGACUUUCGUCGCUUAUGAUGAGAGUGAUGAGUCCACGAGACAAGUUGGUGUGAUUGAGUCUCUUUGGCAUAAUCUUUUAAUACGACCGAAUCGGCAAGUUUUGCAUCUCGGACGGGUGUAUCAAAGUUGGACGUGGAAAAAACAUUUGAUUACGCUUCUGCUGAUCUUAGCUUCUUUCCUGGCUCUUCUUAUUCAAGCUCAGCGAGGGAGUGAACAAUUUUGUGGGAAUCGAAUUCAACUUCCUGUGGCAUUUCAUGAUUCUACCGAAUUUCAUGGUCGCCCAUAUUCGGUGGAGUUUUUCAAGAAAUUAGUCGAUGUCGCUGAUUCGGUUACGUCGCAGAUCUCCGGUGCCUUCCACUUCUUGACCAAUACAACAGAAAAUGGGGUCGUGCACAACACCGAAACAAGUGUUGACCCUAUUCCGUCCGCAGGAUUCGAACAGAAAGCCGGCGAAUCGCCGGGCAGCUUUGUUGCAACUUCACAGUGCCAGUACGACCAGGAACGAGAAAUGGAAUUGAAAAUAGUUAAGGAAAAACUGAGCGAAAUCGAUGGCAUCAAAGAGACUGUCGACCGUCUGGCAUCUGAGUUGGCUUCUUGCAAACAAGCCCCAGUCAUUCAACCUGUGCAGAAGGCGAUUAUUCAACCCCCAGUUCAGCAGUGUCCUGAAUGUGACUGUAAAUGCGAUUGCAGUCAGUCUGGAGCGUUUCUCGCGUUGAGCAAACAGGUUGAGACGCUUCGCACACAAAGCUGCGGCUCGGGCUGUGCGAAGAUGAUGGACGAGAAAAUACUGUUGUACGAUGCUGAUAAGACCGGGAUGACGGAUUAUGCGUUGGAAAGUGGAGGAGGUUCCAUUGUUGGCACGUCGUGUACGACCACUUACUGGCGUGGUUCACGAACCAUGUCCUUCUGGGGAUUCAAGUGGAGAGUGGCCACUAAUCCGAGGAGUACCAUUCAGGAUUCUAGAAUGCCCGGUGAAUGUUGGGCUUUCGAGGGUCAAGUGGGCUACCUGAUCAUCAGAUUGUCCGUCGAAAUCCGAAUCUCUGGGUUCACCAUGGAACACAUUCCUGAUCGGAUAUCUCACGCUGGCGAGGUUACUAGUGCACCCAAAAAUUUCACUGUUUACGGUUUAAAUGAUGAGUAUGAUACUGAACGGAAAGAGUUGGGAUCAUACAUGUACGACAUUAGCAAAGAGCCGUGGCAGUAUUUUCCUGCAGAAAAGGAGUUGGACAGAUCUUUCCAGUACGUUAUGCUACAUGUGAAAAGUAACUGGGGUGAGCCGGAAUUCACGUGCCUUUAUCGGAUUCGAGUCCACGGAUACCCACUGUAGCAGGGAUUGCUGUGCGGCAUUCUUCUGGUUUGAGGAAAUUCAAAGUGCUUCUUACCGGACUUCUCCUUUUUUGAGGUGUUCGUCAAUCUCGUGCAUGGUUCACGAAGUGCUGCGGCGGAUAAGCUGUGAUUAUAUUCGAAAUCUUUUUUCCUUAUCUUUUUUUGAGGAUCACCCGUUGAAGUGUGUUGAUUUUGGUACCGGGUUGUUGUUAUGGCGCGUUGGUUUUUUUAUUUUAUUUUUUAUGCAAACUGAUGGUUCAUGUGUUCCAUUUAUUUGUAUUAGCAAAGGUUGUUUUGGAAGGUUGGUGCGUUCUGAGGUAUUCUUUUGCACUAUUACCCAAUUAACUCCAGCCAUAGUGCUAGUCGGUUUCCUUGGAUAAGUCAACUGAUCAAUUACGCUGGAUUAAUUGCGGUUAAUAGCCUUGCAUCAUAAUUUUUUUUCUUUCAUCAAUCAAAAGUUUCCUUCAAGUAACAGAUUCGAGCAUGGUGCAAAAGCUGGUCUAUUGAAGAUGUUGGGCUCGUGCGACAAAAAUUCGACGAGCCGUUAGAAAUUUAAACGGGCGAAGGGUUCUUGAGUCAAUAGGUUUUGACAAUAAAUGUAAAAUCCUUGUUCAGGAGGUAUUAGAAAAGGUAAAACGAUCGUGAAAUUUCACUUGUUUCACUCCUAUCAACGUAACUUUUGUUUUCCCUGUAUCAUGUGGCAAUUUGCCAACCGUUCAUUCGAAAAGAACAAAGAAAACGUGCCAACCUUGAAGUGUUGUUUUGCAUAUCGCAAUUUAUGUUCACGAAAGACGCGAUUUUUCGUAGAUUCUCGCUUUAAAUUUGUCAUUUUAUUAUGAUUCGCAACAAACGAAUUCGUUGUGUCACGUACAAACAGAACAUUUUGCGGGUAGAAAA